Molecule: messenger RNA, 1457 nt
Organism: Malurus melanocephalus (red-backed fairy wren)
Lineage: Eukaryota; Metazoa; Chordata; Aves; Passeriformes; Maluridae
Gene: VPS37C
Product: VPS37C subunit of ESCRT-I
Exons: 6
Coding region: 211-1272 (353 amino acids)
Biological process (GO): protein targeting to membrane; ubiquitin-dependent protein catabolic process via the multivesicular body sorting pathway; protein targeting to vacuole
Cellular component (GO): ESCRT I complex
Source: RefSeq, a predicted model, not a curated record
CACGCCCACUUCCGGCGCACACCGGAAACCGGAAGCAGCGGCGGGCGGAGCGUCUCGGUGUUGUGUGGGUUUAUCUGGAUCGYGGAUUGGGCAACCCUGAGCCUCAGCGUGGCUGUUGUGGCAUUGCCGGUGUGAUAUCCUUGGGAUGUUCCACCUGGAUGAGAGGUAGAAGAGCUGGGAGUGAAUAGGACAGCCCAGGAAUCCAGGAGGAUGGACACGCUGAAGAACCGGACAGUGGAGGAGCUCCAGGAGCUGCAGGAGGAUUCCCAGGAGAUCGAGCGCUUGGCCUUGGAAUCCCAGGAGGUGCAGGAGCUCCAGCUGGAAAGGGAGAUGGCUCUGGCUGCCAACCGCAGCUUGGCUGAGCAGAACCUGAAAUUCCAGGCACCAUUGGAGACGGGUCGAAGCGACCUCUCCAAGAAAUACCAGGAGCUGCAGGAGCUGGCUGGGAGGUGCAGGGAGCAGAAGGAAAAGCUGGAGAAAUUCUCGGCAGCGCUGCAGCCUCAGACUYUGCUGGAUCUCCUUCAGAUAGAAAGCCAGAAGAUUGAAGAGGAAUCUGAGAAAAUGGCUGAGAAAUUCCUGGAGGGCGAGGUGCCCCUGGAGUUGUUCCUGGAGCAGUUUUCAGGGAUGAGGAAGUUGUCCCACCUGCGCCGGGUCCGAGUGGAAAAGCUGCAGGAGAUCGUCAAGAAGUCGGAGGGAUCCCAGGAGCGCGCCAGGAACUCUCAGCCUCCUCCUCUUCCUCCUCCUCCUCACGUUCCCACGGAUCCAACAAAACCCUUCCCAUCGGGAUCUCCAGCCUUCCCUCUGCCCUACAGCCCAGCUCCAGCCCUUCCCCCCGGCCCCACUGCCCAUGGAGCGCUGCCUCCCACCCCAUUCCCGGGAUCUCCGGUCACUGUGGGCCACGGGGCUCCCUCCCAGCCCAGUUCCCAGUCCACCUUUCCCUACCCUGUUCCUACAGCCUCUGGAUACUCAGCAGCUCCCGACUCGGCACCGGGGUAUCCCAAAUCCACCUCAGGAGGCUUUUCCUGGUCUCCAUCUCGGGGCCCACCACAACCUUCACCUUAUCCUGCUCCCCAUCCCUCUCCUCCCCCUGCCAGACCAGGAUACUCUCCCUACAUCCCACCUGCAGCAGGGAGACCACAGUGUCCAUACCCCACCCAGCCCCCUCUCCCAAAUUUCCCRGUCCCAACGCAGGCUCCCUAUCCYGGGCCUCCCCCACCUUUUGGAUAYCCCCCACCUCCAAACCCUCAGCGUCCUACCUGGCCUGGAUACUAAUCCAGGACUUYUGGGGAGCAUCCUAUGCUGAUUCCUCCUUUUUUUGGGGACUGAGAAAGAGGAGGGAUCCCAGAGUGUUGCUCCUGGAUCUAUCGGUGUGAAAGAAUUAUGUGGGAUGAGUCACAGCUCCAGAGGUUGGAGCGAGAGGCAGAGCCAGCCCAGCAGAAAUCCRAGGAGGAGAGKCC